AUGUGGGUUGGAUGGAAAUCAGAAAGAGAAAAGCGAAGAUUUAAACUUCUUGAUUCAUUGCUUCCUUCCUUCCUUCUUUCCUUCGUCCUUCCUUCUUUCUUUCUUUCUUUCUUUCUUUCUUUCUUUCUUUCUUUCGUUCCUUCCUUUCUUCUUUCGUUCCUUCGUUUUUAUUUUUCCUUUCUUUCUUUCUUUCUUUCUUUCUUUCUUUCUUUCUUUCUUUCUUCCCACCCUUCUUUCUUUCCUUCUUUCUUUCCAUCCUUCUUUCUUUCCAUCCUUCUUUCUUUCUUUCUUUCUUUCUUUCUUUCUUCCGUCAAUCUUUCUUUCUUUCUUUCUUUCUUUCUUUCUUUCUUUCUUUCUUUCUUUCGUCAAUCUUUCUUUCUUUCUUUCUUUCUUUCUUUCUUUCUUUCUUUCUUUCUUUCUUUCUUUCGUCAAUCUUUCUUUCUUUCUUUCUUUCUUUCUUUCUUUCUUUCUUUUCAUCCUUCUCUCCUUCCUUCUUUCCUUCCUUACUGUCAUCUUUCUUUCUUUUCUUCCUUCCUUCCUUGCUUCACUCCAUCCUUCUUUCUUUCCUUCCUUCCUUCUUUCUUUCCUUCCUUCACUCCAUCCUUCUUUCUUUUUUUCCUUCUUUCUUUCUUUCCUUCCUUCUUUCUUUCUUUCUUUCUUUCUUUCAUUCCUUCCUUCGUUCCCUCUUUCCUUCCUUCCUUGCUUCUUUCUUUUCAUCCUUCUUUCUUCUUUCUUUCUUUCUUUCUUUCUUCCGUCAAUCUUUCUUUCUUUCUUUCUUUCUUUCUUUCCUUUCAUCCUUCUCUCCUUCCUUCUUUCCUUCCUUACUGUCAUCUUUCUUUCUUUUCUUCCUUCCUUCCUUCCUUCACUCCAUCCUUCUUUCUUUUUUUCCUUCUUUCUUUCUUUUCUUCCUUCUUUCUUUCUUUCUUUCUUUCAUUCCUUCCUUCGUUCCCUCUUUCCUUCCUUCCUUGCUUCUUUCUUUUCAUCCUUCUUUCUUCUUUCUUUCUUUCUUUCUUUCUUUCUUCCGUCAAUCUUUCUUUCUUUCUUUCUUUCUUUCUUUCCUUUCAUCCUUCUCUCCUUCCUUCUUUCCUUCCUUACUGUCAUCUUUCUUUCUUUUCUUCCUUCCUUCCUUCCUUCCUUCCUUCCUUCCUUCCUUCUUUCUUUCUUUCCUUCCUUCUUUCUUUCCUUCCUUCACUCCAUCCUUCUUUCUUUUUUUCCUUCUUUCUUUCUUUCCUUCCUUCUUUCUUUCUUUCUUUCAUUCAUUCCUUCCUUCGUUCCCUCUUUCCUUCCUUCCUUGCUUCUUUCUUUUCAUCCUUCUUUCUUCUUUCUUUCUUUCUUUCUUUCUUUCUUUCUUCCGUCAAUCUUUCUUUCUUUCUUUCUUUCUUUCUUUCCAUUCAUCCUUCUCUCCUUCCUUCUUUCCUUCCUUACUGUCAUCUUUCUUUCUUUUCUUCCUUCCUUCCUUCCUUCCUUCCUUCCUUCCUUCUUUCUUUCCUUCCUUCUUUCUUUCCUUCCUUCACUCCAUCCUUCUUUCUUUUUUUCCUUCUUUCUUUCUUUCUUUCCUUCCUUCUUUCUUUCUUUCUUUCUUUCAUUCCUUCCUUCGUUCCCUCUUUCUUUCCUUCAUUGCUUCUUUCUUUUCAUCCUUCUUUCUUCUUUCUUUCUUUCUUUCUUUCUUUCUUUCUUCCGUCAAUCUUUCUUUCUUUCCUUCUUUCCUUCCUUCCUUCCUUUCAUCCUUCUCUCCUUCCUUCUUUCCUUCCUUACUUUCAUCUUUCUUUCUUUCCUUCCUUCCUUGCUUCACUCCAUCCUUCUUUCUUUCCUUCCUUCCUUCUUUCUUUCCUUCCUUCCUUCUUUCUUUUCUUUCUUUCUUUCCAUCUUUAUUUUUCUUCAUUCCUUCCUUUUUUCUCAGUUUUGCUUUCUCCCCCUCAGUUAACUAUUUUUUGCCCUCAAUUUAAUCUCAUUUCUACUCGGCCCCUCUGCCCUCUCUCUGUCUCUCUAUCUCUCUCUGUCUCUGUCUCUGUCUUUCUCUCUAUCUCUUUCUCUUUCUCAUUUUUUAUCCAUACUUUAUCUUUAUUUCCCAGGAUCUCUGAGAAUUCUUGCUCUCGCAGCUUUUCUUCUUCUUCUUCUUCUUCUUCUUCUUCUUCUUCUUCUUCUUCUUCUUCUUCUUCUUUCAAGACCCCUAAAUCAUUUCUUUAUUGCACCCGUUAUUUUGUGCUUAGGGCGAGAAUGGAGAAAUUGAACCACGUGUCAGAAUGA
Molecule: messenger RNA, 2247 nt
Organism: Acanthosepion pharaonis
Lineage: Eukaryota; Metazoa; Mollusca; Cephalopoda; Sepiida; Sepiidae
Source: the annotation of a GenBank genome assembly